UUCAUGCUUUUCUAGCAAAAAAUUAUAAAAAUAAAUGAUUACAAUUUAUUCAACUAUACAAAAUAAUGAUGAUAAGAAACAAAUUAAUCAAAAAACACUGCUUGGGUUUCGGUUCUGGAUUUUCAUUCAAGUGUGUUCUGAAUUUCGGUUUCAACCAAGAAUUUUCACUUCGGUCACUAGUAGAUAUGACAGAAAGAUCACUGUGCUUGGAUUUGUCAGUGUUUCCACAUAAUUGUGUGUUCCUGUUUUUGAAAACAUUGUCUGUUAUCCAUAAACACUAAAUAAUCUGCCUAGCAAAAAUGGUUCUACCGGCUGACAGUAUUGAGCAGCAUCACACCAGUCAUGACGUUUAACCACGUACCAAAUGACAAGUUUUGUUUCGCGAACAUCAAUCGGAAGUGUUUGGAUGUUGAUCCUACUUGUCUGCCAGACAGCUACGAGUAAGAAAACGAAUAUUUUAGAUGCAAAAUCUGCUUAUAAGCAGCGUUUCUGCUAUAAAUUCCAAAUGGUACCUUGGUCAAGGACUAUGAUCAAAACCAAAUUUAAUGUAUGUUGCACUAUAUGUGGAAGGGUUGAAAUGUCUUAGCCAGGAGCUCAAUGAAUAUGAGCUGUUUUUUUGUACAUUAUCUAACAUAUAGCGUCUACUAGGCUCAGUAUUCUCCAUUGGCCUAUGAAAUCCAACAUCCUUGACAACAGCGAUCAAUUGGUCAUAAAUUCCAUAAUUUUUGAAUUAUGUUGGCGAGCUAGCAGUGACUCACAAUUUUGCUUCUGGAGUUUUGCUGUAUUCUACAUAUUGAGAUGGUUGCCAUGUUUUCAAGUGGAGUAUCAAGCCUAACGCGGUGUCCUUGGAUGUUGAUACACUAUAUGGCCAAAAGUUUGUGAACACCUGACCUUAAAACUCAUGAGUGUCUUCCUGAAACUGUUGCCACAAGUUUGGAAGCAUACAGUGGUGUAGGAUGUCUUUGUAUGCUGUAGCUUUAAGAUUUUCCUCCACAGGAACUAAGAGGCCCAUCCUGUUCCAGCAUGACAAUGCCCCUGUGCAUAAAGCAAGCCCCAUGAAGACAUGGUGUGCCAAAGGUGGAGUGGAAGAACCUGAGUGUCCUGCACCGAGUCCUGACCUCAACCCUACUGAACACCUUUUGGGAUGAACUGGAACACCAAAGGCACCCCAGGCCUCCUCGUCCAACAUCGGUGCCUGACUUCACUAAUGCUCUUAGAGCUGAUUGUGUAGAAAUUCCCACAGCCACGCUCCAAAAUCUAGUGGAAAGCCUUCCUAGAAGUGUGGAGGCUGUUACAGGAGCGAAAGAGGGAUCAACUUUGGAAUGGGAUGUUCGACAAACACAUAUGAGUUUGAUGGUCAGGUGUCCACAAACAUAUAGUGUACUUGGCAUGAACAGUGAUUACAAAUCACUUGUUUAAUGUCUCUUGUAGAAACCGUGACCUGUUUCCACAUGUCUGAUGUUUUCACUGAUGAUCUGUCUAUUUAAUCUUUUUUUUUUUUUUUUUUUUUUGCCUUUUUCUUCUUUUGGUGGUUAAAAUGGUCAGAAACAAAAAUUUUUGCUGGCUGACAUUUCAGUGCAUCCCAAGUAAACAAUGUCUCUAUGGAGCUUUAGAAUGUCUUAAUUUACAUUUUACAAAUUAAAAACCCUAAGUAGUAAAUUAACUUACAUUCUGAUUUACCUGGUCUUACAUUUUAGGAUACAGAAAUUCCUAAAUUGGUGUCAUUAUGUUUUUUUUAAAUACAGUUGAAAAUUUUUCUUAAAUGACAUUUGAGGCAGAGCUAAAAAAAGUUUAACUUGAGAAUACCUGUGCACCGCUCGAUUUCCGUCCUGUGUGUGUGUGUAAAUUUGGAGAAAGCCUUGUGCUAGGUCUUUCAGCAGUUCCUCAGUGUAGAAAAUGACCUCAUGCUCUUGUGAAGCUAAUGAAUGGAACCUAACAUAUGUUUUCAAUGGAGAGCACAGCCAGUAAGUUCCUCAAGGAGCACGGCUUCACAUGUUAUCUUUCUUCUGCUUAUGAAAUAAAUUUUUUAUGUGUGAAUCUGUAUUCUAUAUGACUGCAAUAAAAAAAAGACAAAAAGACUGCAGUUAUAGACAUCUGCAGCUGCAGAGAUGAAAUCAUGCUUUCUGUUAAAACAUUUAUAACACACUUAUAACUUGCUUAUAAGAUAUAAAGAUGUUUAUAAAUGCUUAUGAAAGCAACCAAAGUCAGUAAAGCCAGGUUCAUAGCCAUGUCAUAAGACUUCUAGUAGGCAUCUUCUUAAAAAAAAAAAAAGUCUUAUUGGGAUUUUUAGAGAGUUUGUGAUGUUGGCAUGGCAAAUGUAUUAGUAUGUGUGUUUAAUGAGGAGAUGGCAGCAUUCUACGCCGUGGUCCUGAUUACUGUCACUCUGACUUCUCAUUACUCCAUUCUCACCUCACCGUGUGUGAAUAUAAUUGGUUUUGUCGUAGUGAGAUACCCUAUAUUGUUCCGUGCAGUAUUCACACACACUCACACGCACUGUUACUGUUAUUUUCUAAGCUACUCAGUUAAAGGCAUCCAAUAUCUUGUUAGGGAGUCCCUGAGAUUAAGGCCCCUGAUGAUAUUGCUGGAGUAUGGCUGGAAAUGUUCAAAAAUGACGCUUUGGCUUUUCAGAGUAAAAAUGGUGAAAAACAUAACCAAAAAAGUUACACUCUUUCACAGACUUUUGACUGCAUGUUUUGUACACAUGUUUGUAUGCGUAGUAGCUGAAGCAACAUGAAAAACUGUGUUAUUGUGUUAUUGGAGCCAAAGAUCGCAUGUCACCUACGCCACUUUUGACGGAUUUUUCCAACUACUUCAAAUCCAUGUUUGAAAUAGCUCGUAAAUUCAUUUGUCAUGUAUGGGCCUCCCUCCAUUCAAGUAGAUAAGAGCCUGGUCUUGUAUGACUGAAAGUAAGUCCCCAAGAGCAAGGCCAAGAUGGCUCCCAGUGGACAGACUGUAUUAGAAGGACUUUGGAUACACUAUAGGUAAUAACUGGCAACCAAUCAGGAGUGAGAGACUGAAAGAGUCCGAUGCUAAGCAAGAGGAAACAGGAUUCAGGAUUGAUCAACUUUUAGCUUUUUUCUUGGUAAACAGGGAAGGAAUUUAUUUGUUCUCUAAUUUGUUAAGAAGGUUAAUGAAUGAUGGUCAUGUUAUUUACGUUUGCUGUGGAAUUUGUGUUGAAAAGUUGUUUAGGUAGCGAACUCAGGAUAGCUGGUUGUGAAUAAUAAGCGAUGUUGGUGAGUUUUUCCUUUUUUUGUGUGUUUUUAUCUUAGUUCGAGUGAGUGACUCGCCCUCUGCUUGCCUGAUCUGUGGCUUUUCAUCCUGUAGAAUGAGCACAGUUGCCCAAAGCUUGUGACGAAACCAAAAUUUUGAAUUUGCUACCAAUAACAGUGUAAUAAAAGCUCUAACAGUGUUAGUGGCACUGUACAGUUACGCUGGAUAACUUCAUGAAUCUCUUCCAAGAGGCAAGGCAGGUCAGAAGAGCUACUUUCCGAAACAGACUGAAUGUCUGAACAGGACAGCCAACUCUGCAGUGAUUACCAGAACUAUGAAGAGGGCAGAACCUGACAGAACUUCAACCAGGCUGCUGUGAUGAGAUGAAUGCAUUACUGAGAGUUUGUGAGAGUUUGUCCAUGAGGCAGUGUUGGACAGCAGCUUAUUAGUUCCUUUUUAAAUCUAGCAGAUUUUGAAGGAGUUAAAAUAUUUUAGUAGAACAGCAUUGACAAUUGUCACAUUUCUCUUUCAGAUCUGAACAAUGGAGCUGUUUUAUAGUUUGACGGACAACCUGCAACUAUCCAGGAACCUCUCGAUGCUCUGAAAAACCAUCAUGGCUCUCAUAAGUUUGUUUUAGGAUGUUCUCAGGAGCACAACCAGCUCCCUCACUCACUUGGCCCCACACUUAGUCUCUUAACUCAGCUGCUCACCUCACUUCAAGUUAAAUCCUUGUAUUUUUAAUUAUAUGCUACGCCAUGUCUCGCUGCUAUUGUGUUUUUAAUUUUGGAAGUUAAAGUCUAUUAACAUGAACCUGUCAUUUCUCAGAUGUAAGGUUGUGAGAAAUGUUAAAGAAGGAAGUAAAGUCUAGUCCAUGCAUCGUGCAGUAAAUUGCACAGUUUACAAAGGGAAGGUUCACAGAGAGCAAGUUACAGCACAGUCUUGCCACUAUCAGUGGUUCAAAACUCAUGCAUCUGCAUCCUGCCUUCUCUCUCACUUACUCGCUUGCUCGCUCUGUCGUUUUCUCCCCCCUGGCUGUGUCUCUCCACAGGAAGUGGUGUGUUGAGACUGAACUUAAGAUGUAAACAUGCAGUAGGUCAGAGCACGGCUGGACUAUCUGCUACACACAUGCCUCUGAGGCCAAUGCAUCAUGCUUGCUGAUGAGCUGCUUCCACCUCGGCUUCCAUCUCCGUGACUAUUUAUUACUCCUGUUUCAUUUCCAAUUUCAGGAUUUAAUGGGCUAAUGGCUGUACAGUGGACUUUGGCCUCAUCAGGCUCAAUCUUUUAGACAGAGAAUGGGGCAAAUUUCAACACACGUUGUUGUGUGGAUCUUCUGAAAAGCAAAACUGAGAAGUUUUGUCUCAGAGGUGGGGGAAUUUGGCUUGGCAUGAUUCUGUGAAUCCCUGUUGAGGGGGAAAUAUUUUACAGGCGCUUGAUCAGGACCGAACGGCUCUACAGAAGGUGAAGAAGUCAGUUAAAGCAAUUUACAACUCGGGGCAAGAGCACCUGCAGAAUGAGGAGAACUAUGGACAGGCUCUGGACAAGUUUGGCAGUAACUUCAUGAGCCGCGACAGCUCGGACCUGGGGGCCGCCUUCAUCAAGUUCUCCAGUCUGGUGAAAGAGCUGGCAGCUCUGCUCAAAAACCUGCUCCAGAGCCUCAGCCACAAUGUGAUCUUCACCCUGGACUCUCUGCUGAAAGGCGACCUGAAAGGAGUGAAAGGGGAUCUCAAAAAACCCUUUGACAAAGCCUGGAAAGACUACGAAGCAAAGUUUACCAAAAUUGAGAAGGAGAAGCGAGAGCACGCCAAACAGCACGGGAUGAUCCGCACAGAGAUCACUGGAGCCGAGAUUGCAGAGGAGAUGGAGAAAGAGCGCAGGAUCUUUCAGCUCCAGAUGUGUGAAUAUCUGAUCAAAGUGAAUGAGAUAAAGACUAAGAAGGGAGUGGACCUCCUCCAGAACCUCAUUAAGUAUUAUCAUGCACAAUGCAACUUUUUCCAGGAUGGCCUGAAAACCGCUGACAAGAUGAAGCAAUAUAUUGAGAAGUUAGCAGCUGAUCUCUAUAAUAUAAAGCAAACACAGGAUGAGGAGAAGAAACAGCUAACUGCUCUCAGAGACCUUAUCAAAUCCUCCUUACAGCUGGACCAGAAAGAGGACUCACAGAGCAAGCAGAGUGGAUACAGUAUGCAUCAGCUUCAGGGCAAUAAGGAGUUUGGCAGUGAGAAGAAGGGCUAUCUGAUGAAGAAGAGUGAUGGGCUGCGGAAAGUGUGGCAGAGGAGGAAGUGUUCAGUGAAGGGUGGCAUCCUGACCAUUUCUCAUGCCACGUCCAACAGACAGCCAGUUAGACUUAACCUGCUUACCUGUCAGGUUAAACCGGGCGAGGAUAAGAAGUGCUUCGACCUGAUCUCCCAUAAUCGCACAUAUCAUUUCCAGGCAGAAGAUGAGCAGGAAUUUGUGAUCUGGAUCUCUGUACUGACUAACAGUAAGGAGGAGGCGCUGAACAUGGCAUUCCGUGGCGAACAGAGUGCCGGGGAUGACAGCCUGGAGGAUCUGACCAAAGCCAUCAUCGAGGACGUGCUACGCAUGCCUGGCAAUGAGGUGUGCUGCGACUGCGGAGCUCCAGACCCUAAAUGGUUGUCCACUAACCUGGGCAUCCUGACGUGUAUCGAGUGUUCAGGGAUCCACAGAGAGAUGGGCGUCCAUAUUUCACGCAUACAGUCCAUGGAGCUGGACAAACUAGGCACCUCUGAACUCUUGCUGGCCAAGAAUAUAGGAAACAGUAGUUUUAAUGAAAUCCUGGAAGGGAAUCUGCCGAGCCCCUCGCCAAAGCCUACACCAUCCAGUGACAUGACUGAGAGGAAGGAGUACAUCAACGCCAAGUAUGUAGAGCAUCGGUUUGCGCGGCGCACAGCGAGCACGGCCACGGCUAGGCAAGGUGACCUGUAUGAGGCGGUCAGGACUCGAGACUUGCUGGGGCUCGUGCAGCUCUAUGCUGAUGGAGUGGAGCUACUGGAACCAUUUCCUGAGGCAGGACAGGAUCCUGGGGAGACGGCUUUGCACUUCGCUGUACGGACUUCAGACCAGACCUCGCUGCCCUUGGUCGAUUUCCUCGUUCAAAACAGUGGCUCUCUGGACAGGCAGACGGAGAGCGGGAACACUGCACUCCAUUACUGCUGUACCUACGAGAAGCCGGAGUGUGUUAAACUGUUACUCAGGGGCAAGCCACUGAUCGAUAUAGUCAAUCAGAAUGGAGAGACAGCCUUGGACAUUGCAAGGAGGUUAAAAAACACACAGUGUGAAGAACCCUUAAUGGAGGCAGCGGCUGGCAAGUUCAACCCUCACGUCCACGUGGAGUAUGACUGGAACCUGCGGCUGGAGGAGAUUGACGAGAGCGAUGAUGAUCUGGAUGAUAAGCAGCCGAGUCCGGUGAAGAAGGAGCGAUCGCCGCGACCUCAGAGCUUCUGCCACUCGUCCAGCGUGUCUCCUCAGGAGAAGCUCUCACUGCCUGGCUACUUGAGCCACAGGGAUAAGCAGCGGCUCUCAUAUGGUGCCUUCGCCAACCCCGUCUACAGCACGUCCAUGGAAACACCCGCAUCGCCUGGAGCAGACACGCCCACUCCUGCCACCAAGAGCAGUGCCAAAGCUCCCUCCACUGGCCCUCCCACCUCUCUCCCUCUGGGUUCUCAGCCAUGUACAAGUGGCAGCUCCACUCUGUCUAAAAAGAGGGCUCCUCCACCUCCUCCUGGAGGCCAUAAACGCACGCUCUCAGACCCCCCCAGCCCUGUCCUCCAGGGACCCCAGAACAAAGGGAGUGAUUUAACACCUCCGCCUGCAAACAGGACCUCGCCAGCUAACAAAUUUGAAGGAAUUCAGCAGCAGCAAAGCACUACUUCUAGUAAUACAAAAUCAACACUUGGUCCUAGAGUCUUACCCAAACUACCUCAAAAAGUGGCAUUAAGAAAGACUCCAGGCAUUGUCCCCUCAGUGGACAAACCCAAUCAGGGCCCUGAGGUCCUGCAGAAACCUACUCAGGUGGUGGACAUUCCAACCAGAGAUACCAUCACCAGACCCACGGAGCCUCCACCCAAAAUCCCACAGGCAGCUGAGAGGCCCCAGCCAGCCGAGAUUCCUCCCAAACCACACGUCCUGGAGCUUCCCCCUAAACCCCAGCUCUCGGAUCUUCCCCCAAAACCACAGCUAUCAGAAUUACCCCCCAAACCCCAGCUGUCUGAUCUGCCCCCUAAACCCCAACUGAAGGAUCUGCCACCUAAGCCACAGCUAUCAGAUCUCGCCCCAAAAGUCCCAGCAUCCACAGCUACAGAGACACCACAGAAGCAGCCGACACUAGAAGAGACCACUCCAAAGGUGCAGCUAGCAGAGGUACAAACUCCAAGCCAGCGUGGAGAGCUUUCGCCCAGGCAGGCAAGUGAGGAUACCAACGGUGCGCCAGCAGGAGUCAUGGAGAUGCCAGUCCCUCUGCCACGCAAAAUAAACACGGGAAAGAGCAAAAUCAAGAGGGUGAAGACCAUCUACGAUUGUCAAGCAGACAACGAUGAUGAGCUGACCUUUAGUGAAGGAGAAGUGAUCAUCGUUACAGGAGAAGAAGAUCAGGAGUGGUGGAUUGGACACAUAGAAGGUCAGCCAGACAGGAAAGGGGUCUUCCCUAUGUCCUUUGUGCAGAUUUUGUCCGACUGACAUUGUGACUGGCAGGUGUGAGGCUGCCCCUGUAGCACAAGCUUCUCCCAUUAGCCUCGCACCAGACUUUGGACUCCGCCUCUCUGUAUAGCUGCUGUAAUCCAAACAAAUCUCAAGAAUCCAAAAGGAAAAAAAUAUCAUAUCGAAUCACGACUCUUGGAAACAUGAAGGGUGAACUGAGUAAAGUGUGUGUUGUUAACAAACUGCAUUAUCUUGCCUACCAGUAUUACCGUAGCCAUGGCGGCCCAGCAUGCUAACCUGGGUAUGCAGUAGCUAUCCUCGGAAUUUAGCACUUAACAUUUCUCAGUGUAUGCUGUAACUUUGUGUAUGUGUGCACAUAUGGAAUUAUAUGUAUGUCCAUAUUAAGUGUCUCUGUACAUAUAUAUGCACAAAUGUAAGUGUAUAUUUAUGUACUUAUGUUAUGUAGGAUGUAAGUGUGCAAAUGUAUGUUAACCCCUGCUUGCUUCAGGAGCCGGACUGACUCCUAAACAUUUUAGCUCAGUGUUUUCAUUCAUCUCUCGAAUUCCUGGAAGGACUAACAGACAAAAUGUGAGAAUUAAAUGAAGGUUUCACUGAAUAUUAUAACAGUGUUGUCCUCAAGUAUAGUGGCACGAUAACCAGGGAUGAAAACUUUUAAUAGUUCCAAGCCUCUAAGCAUCUCAUCUUCUAUGCAUAUAAGGUUAAUCGAGUUAGGCUGGAUUUGCUUGCUUGUCAUUAUAUGUCGUAAUGGAAAGGAAAACAUAAAACACAGUAACCACAUUUGUCUUCUAUCUAUACAGUACCAUGUUAAAGACUCCUGCUCUGGAGGUGGUUUACUGGUUAGUGUAGUCCAUGCCACUUGGUGACUAUCCAUGCGCCUCUUCACAGCUACCUAAUGCCAUAUCAGAUUUCGCAAAGCCCCUGGAACAUGUCCUUGCCCGUAGGAUCCUGAUUUAAGGCAGAUGGAUCCAAGUAACGCAAUCCCCAGGUCCUACCCUUCCCCCUAGAACACAUUGCCAUCAGAACGCACAUCGACCAGCAUUGGUAUUACAGGUUCAGGAUGCUCAUUUACUUGGUCUAAAUAGAAAUAACUCUGGAACUGUGGAGUUUUGUUUGUAGGUUAUUUGUAUGUUUGGUUUUAUUUGAAUAUGAAUUCAGGGGAACAGAGCAAUGAGUGACGGGCAGUAACACAGCUCCGAAUGAACUUAACGCUGCCUCUGACUUUUCCUCAACCAGGGAGACUUGAGCUUUUUAGCUUUUUUUGCAUUAACAGAAGAUCAUGUAUUAGCAAAUGCCUCCUAAUUUGUUGAUAGUAUUAGCCAUUUAUAGGGCUACAGUGUGUCAGUAUGUAAAGGAAUUAAAUCCGUUUGAGUGUAUAGAAAAUAAAUGAAUAUUCAUUUAUUUUAGGAUGUGUUACAAAUGCAUUAGAUGUAACUGGGGUAAACCACGAUGCAAGAUUUCAGCACAAGCAAAAACAGCAGCGCUCCAUGAAAUAACAAACCUAUGUGAAGCCUGUGGAACUGAGUUCCUGUUACACCAUUCAUGUAUUGUGUACUUUUAAACUCUCAAUGAGCCUGUUGUUGGACCAAAUGUGUGAAAUUCAUGUUUAGAUAGAACACACUUCAUCUAGAGGUGCCAUCUUGGCUAGUCAGGAACUGGUGAUGAACUCUUGUCUGCUAAUAUUUGGAAGCAGUCAAAUGGCUAAUUUCAUGAAGAACUGGAUCUGAUCCUAAUGUAAAAAAAAAAAUAGUUAGGAUAGAUUUUACCACUCAUUUCUCAUUUGUUUUUGUCUGUGUUUUGCUGCACUGUACGUUUAGUCCCAAGACACUCUCUGAUAUCAAGUUUCAUUUAGAAAUAAAUAUUUUACGUUGAAA
Messenger RNA from Pangasianodon hypophthalmus (striped catfish), 9752 nucleotides. It is a transcript of the gene asap1a, whose product is annotated as ArfGAP with SH3 domain, ankyrin repeat and PH domain 1a. Gene Ontology annotation, biological process: positive regulation of GTPase activity. NCBI's taxonomy places the organism in Eukaryota, Metazoa, Chordata, Actinopteri, Siluriformes, Pangasiidae. Gene Ontology annotation, cellular component: cytoplasm. The record is from RefSeq and is a predicted model, not a curated record. Gene Ontology annotation, molecular function: GTPase activator activity; protein binding. The coding region runs from base 4768 to 7899 and encodes 1043 amino acids. The transcript has 28 exons.